Messenger RNA from Scaptodrosophila lebanonensis, 3538 nucleotides. Its product is annotated as irregular chiasm C-roughest protein. Lineage: Eukaryota; Metazoa; Arthropoda; Insecta; Diptera; Drosophilidae. The record is from RefSeq and is a predicted model, not a curated record. Gene Ontology annotation, cellular component: cell-cell junction. Gene Ontology annotation, biological process: cell-cell adhesion. Gene Ontology annotation, molecular function: cell adhesion molecule binding. The transcript has 16 exons.
AUGGCGGCGGGCAUUGGUGACAACAACAGCAGCUGCUUCAACUUGAGCAAUGGCAGUCACACAAACUGGAAGCGACAGCAAACGCCUCGCUAUCUACAACUACUACUGCUCUUUAUCAGCAUCGCUUGCUUGCCGGGAAUUGAAUGCUUUCAACGGUUCUCGGAACAGCCAAUGUACACUGAAGUGAAUCCAGGUCAGGAUGCACUCCUCACAUGCAAAGUAAUCGAUAAACGUGGCUCAUGCUCCUGGCAAAAGGAUAACAAGCCCGUUGGCAUAUAUGCAAAGAAAUACGAAUGGGCCGCACGUCCGCUUAGCGGCAAUGGCAAUGUCUUACAUUUGGACUUACAUCCGCCGCCCAUGCAAAUUGGCGGCGAUUGCUCCCUGUGGAUACGCACGGCCACACUGGACUUUGAUGAUGGCCUGUGGGAGUGUCAAGUGACGGCAAGUGAUUUUACCACACAGGAUGCGUUGACCAGUCAACCGGUGCGAUUGGUUGUACGUGUGGCGCCACAACGUCCACGUCUCGAAUACGAAGGCAUUCACGUGCCGCCGGGCCAGAACAUCACCGUCGAUGCCGGCGCUGUGGCGACAGUCAAAUGCGUCUCACAUUAUGGUAAUCCGCCGGCAACACUCAAAUGGUAUUUGGGCGACCAGGAAAUCUCGCCCAUACAUCCGCAAACGAACGUCACUGAACCGGAUAAUCCACGCACCUGGUCUGCUACCUCUGUGGUGCAGGUGUCGGCCAUGCGUGAGCGACAUGGCGACAUGCUACGCUGCUUGGCCUUCCACGAGUCCUACACGGCCAAAUCCGUGCCGGUUGAAGCACGCUUGGAUGUCAAAUACGCGCCAACCAUUCGUCUAAUUGGCUCACCGGAAAUCGACUUGGAAGAGGAUAAGGAUGCGCUUGUACUGCGCUGUGUGGCCGAUGCCAAUCCGCCGGCCAGCAUAGUUUGGCGUCGGGCCGGACGCUCUGAAAUAGCCAGCUUGCAGGAAACAUUGCAAUUGCGCCCCGUUGGACGACGAGACGCCGGUCUGUACACCUGCCAGGCUCAGAACUCGGUGGGCACUUCGGAGCAGCUCUCCGUGCAGUUGGAUGUGAAAUUUCCGCCGAAAAUUCUUUCGGCCGGUCCGGACCGCCUAACCACCGCACCACUCUUCAGUCCAGCUGCGUUUGAGUGUCUGGCCGAUGGCAAUCCCAUGCCCACUUACAAAUGGGUGCAAAGAAUAUCGCACGGAUCGAAGUACGUGGAGCGCGGCAACGAAGCCCGCCUGGUCAUCGAUAAUGUCACCUAUGAGUAUCAGGGCGAGUAUGAAUGUCGGGCCACUAGUUACAUCAAUGGACAGGAACGCGUCGCCAUAUCCGAUCCAGUGUCACUGCAAGUUGUGGGUGCCCCACAAGUGCUGCGACUACAUCCCUCAAUGCACACCAUUUCCGUAAAACGGGGCGAGCCUGCCAGCCUCACCAUGAUUGUUUGUGCCGAUCCACGACCCCAUCGCGUAGCCUGGGAGUGGGGCUCGUUGCGUUUGGAUGCUGGCUCGGGCAUAGAUCGCUUCCGUGCCGACGACAUGCAGCAGGAUACGCGUGAGGAUUGCUAUCUCUCCACAUUGCACAUACAUCACACCGAUGAGCACGACUCACGUCCCUAUUAUCUGGUCGUAGAGAAUGAACGCGGCACCGAUCGCCAUGCCAUACAUUUGAUUGUGGAGGGUACGUUUGCAGAACCUUUGGAGAUGAGCUAUUUGCUCGGCGUCGCCGGCGGUUGUUUGGCCGCCAUUUUAAUAUUAAUAUGUCUCUGCAUCUACGCCGUUAAAAGCAAAAAGUGUUGCUUCAAGGGUUCCUCUGGCUAUAAAUCAUCGGAUAAAGACAGCGAAAAAGCCGAUUUGAAAUCACGCUCAGAUAGCACGAGUGGCCCUCAAGGUGAUUCAAUUUACACGACGCCCGCCGGCUUCCAUCAUCACCAGCAACAGCAGCAGCAGCAGCAACAACAACAGCAGCAGCAACAACAACACGCAGCUGCGGCAGCAGCAGCUCUACAUGCAGCCUCCCAGCAUCCGCAACAGCAAUAUCCUGGACAUGGAUCUCCCGAGGCAAUGAAGAGCGUGCCAGUGCUUCGCACAUUUGGCAAUCAUCAUAUCGCGUAGCGGGAACUUGCCGUGGCCAGCACCACAACCACCAAUAACAACAACAACACUGCAAUAGCAACAACAACCACCACAUGCUCAUCAUCAGCAACCACCAUAACGACACCGACAGGCACACCACCAUUGCCACCGUUGCCCAAUGCGUUCAUAGCGAUCAAAACGAAAGGUGAUAUUAGCAACAACAUCGGCGUUUCUGGAUGCGGUGGCAGUGGCAGCGGCGGCGGCGGCAGCAACAACAGCAGCAACAGUCUGGCCUUGCAUAGCGGCAGCAAUAGUUUUAAAUCGAAUUGUAACAGCAACAGCAACACAAACAAGAAAUCACCACAGCAACCGCCGCCAUUGCCCAUGAAAAAUGGUGCCAAACAGCAGCAACAACAACAGCCACACAAUUCCGACUCACACUAUCAACAUCUCAGCUACAACACCACACAUCUGCAUAGUUUCAGUUCACUGGAGCAGGGCACACAACAGCAACAACAACCACACUACCAGCGCGGCAACAACACACUCGAUCGCAAGCAAUCACAGCAACACAGCAGCGAUUAUUGCACACAAAUCAAUCCACACUAUUUGCAAACCUUUGACAGUCUCGACCACUAUAGUGUGGCCAACUUGCAAUCGCAUCGCAGUCAGUCGAAGUCACAGAUUUAUAGCUAUGGUAGCAGUGGCACUGCCAGCGACACUUCCCAGCAACAUCACACACACUAUCACAGCAGCAGCAACAUUGCACACAUUGAGCAACACUAUCAUCAGCAGCACAAUGGCCGCUAUAGUCAGCCACAUCAGCAACAGCAGCAGCAGCAACAGCUGCUACAGCAACCACCACAGCCAUACCACCAGCAACAGCAACAUCACAGUUUGAAGCACACUAAACACAGCAAGGGCCACAAGAAUAAGCACAGUUCGAAGAAUAGCAAGUCACAGGAUGAUUUUAAGGCCAUGCACAAACAGCAACAACAGCAACAAAAGUGCGCCAGCGGCAACAGCCACAAACAGCAACAGGUGUCCAAACGUCACAGCAACAGCAACACCAGUCAGCACCAACAACCACAGCAACAACCACAGCCACCACCACACCAUUACUCAAGCUCCAGUGAUAGUUUACCAUUUGAUAAUAACUACUAUUAGAUUAGACUUUCACAACACCAACAACAACAACAACAACCAGAAUACCCACACUAACCAACAACAACCACACACACACACCCAGAUAAACAAGAACACACUCAUCGAACUGUCACAGCUGCAAGUUUUUCACAUGUACUCGUAUGACUAACAUCCCUUUAAAACACCAUUAUAUUUAAAACGAAAAAAAUAACUAUCUAUGUAUGUAUGAAUGUAUGGAUAUGGCCAACAAUUCCAGAUCUGCUCCAUAUGUUUCGAAUUUGCACCACCA